This is a messenger RNA of Anopheles gambiae (African malaria mosquito), 1044 nucleotides long. RefSeq lists its product as uncharacterized. Bases 321 to 857 code for a protein of 178 amino acids. NCBI's taxonomy places the organism in Eukaryota, Metazoa, Arthropoda, Insecta, Diptera, Culicidae. The transcript is spliced from 3 exons. The record is from RefSeq and is a predicted model, not a curated record.
AUGGCUUCCACAGCCAAAUCUUCCACAUAUAAUUGUAGUCUAUGUUAUCACCUUGAUCGCAGCAGUGUGCAUUGUUUAUCGUUUGAAUCGUUUGCCGGCUGGUGUUUAGUAGAAGUGAAAAUUUUGGUGGUUCUCGAUUUUUUGGAAAAAUGAGCGAGCCAGAGCUUGCAAAUGACAACAACGAAGUCCGUUAUCGUUCCUGAUCUCGUUCCUGUAGUCCGCAGGCACGUCGUUUGUGGGUUCAGGACUUAUUCCUGAACCGAAACGAAACCGGCAACCGGCUACUGACCGACAUCACGACAUCGGGUAUAUACGAGACGAUGAACCGAUUUUUAAGGAUGAAGAAGGAAGAUUUCUUCCAUUUACUGUCCCUUGUUGGUCCAAAAAUUGCGAAAAUGGACACAGAUUUCCGCAAAGCAAUCACGGAACAGGAAAGGCUGCUGAUAACAUUGCGGUAUCUUGCGACUGGAGAGACAUUUACCAGCCUACAAUACGUGUUUCGGGUGUCGAGGCAUUCUAUCAGCAGAAUAGUUAAAGAGACGUGCGCAUGUCUUAUCGAGGCUUUGCGGGAUUAUGUCAAGCUACCCUCUACCGAAGAAGAAUGGCUUGCAAUCUCAAGACGAUUUGAGCAGCGCUGGAGAUUUCCUCACGCAAUAGGUGCAAUCGAUGGGAAGCACGUUGAAAUUAUUUGCCCUCGUAAUAGCGGAUCCGAAUAUCACAACUAUCAAAAUUUUUUUAGUAUUGUAUUAAUGGUUGUGGUCGAUGCUGAUUAUAACUUUUUAUGGGCAGAUGCUGGUGGUAAGGGAGGAAUAUCGGACGGUGGAAUAUUUAAAAACACACGGCUAUAUCACAAGUAGUUAUAUAGUGAAGUGGAGAAGUGAAGGGGGCUUGACCGAUCUCCAAAACAUUGCUUCCCGACCUUCAGAAAAUCUUGCUGACAUAAGGAACCACAUUGCAAACCAUUUAAAACAUAAUCGUUUUACGUAAAUCCAUCCAACCAAUACCAUGGAUAAUAAAAUUAAUAAUAAAUAAUGAAAUCGCAAA